AUGGUUCGAACUCGAAAAGAAAAAAAGGCGGCGGAAGGGAUUAAGCUAUCUCAUCCCGAUCGAACCGCCGCUCCCAGCGAGGACACAUUACUAAAGCUUGCUCAGGACCGCAACCUCUUCGAGGAAGCUGAGAGGCAGAAGAGGAAGAAUGCGAAACAUCGUGAUUCCGAUGACGAGUCGGAUGAUGGGGACGACAUCUUGUCGUCUACAGCCGAUAGGGUAUUAGAAGCUAUUCUCUGGAGCAUUAGUUUGUCUAUGCUACAUUUCACUCUCGAUGUGCUCGUUCAGCAUCAAUAUGCGAUCUCCAUCAUAUGGCCUCAGAUCAUAAUUCGAUCAGUACAAGCAUCUAUUGUGUUCUUCUUGCUCAUCUAUGUACUUCAUCCACACGUCUCGGCUCCAUCUUUUGUACCUGGACUACCUGUGAGAUUUCAGUAUCCUCUACGGCAAAUACUCUUCCUCACUGCGAGUGUUACUUCCGGUUGCUAUUUAGUUCAUAUUUCGAAUAGGUAUAGCUAUCUCGCUGUUAUGAAACAAUCACCACCUUUAGGCUGUCUCUGGGUUUGGUCCGUCAUUGAACUUGACCUGCCAUAUGCCGUUCUCUCUUUAGCUUGUAUCGGCGGGUUCUUCUACCAGGGCGGGUAUACAAUAAAGCAACCGUAUUAA
Messenger RNA from Daldinia childiae, 663 nucleotides. RefSeq lists its product as uncharacterized. The record is from RefSeq and is a predicted model, not a curated record. The transcript is spliced from 2 exons. The coding region runs from base 1 to 663 and encodes 220 amino acids. Lineage: Eukaryota; Fungi; Ascomycota; Sordariomycetes; Xylariales; Hypoxylaceae.